AUGAGUUGGGCCUACUUCACCAAGAAAACCUCCAAGUAGCUCACAUAAGUAUACUUCCAAAGGGAAAAAAGAAUUACCAGAGCACAUAAAAGAGAAUGUUUUCUUUUCCUCCUGAUUCCAAAUCCCACCUCCAAUUCCUUGUGGCUGCAUAAAAGAAUCUUGUUUUCCCCCUCUACCUGGAAUUCAAAGGCUUCAUCUUUUUUUUUUCUAAUACAGUUACAGCAAAGGGAGUUUAAAGAGUCUCUACCUCAGUAACUGCAGUAAAGCAUCAUCCUGGCUUGCUUUGAUCGGCCCUCACAGGUGUAAAGUAACACUUUGUUUCUUCGACAACUUGAACAAUGGAGCAUGACAGGUUAAAUUCUCCAAGCAGCUGUGCAAUCACUCUUGAAGUUAUGAGCCAUCAACUGCAAUUCUGUCAGGAUCCAAAUUCAAAGCAUUUAGGAACUACAGUUUGGGAUGCAUCGAUGGUGUUUGCCAAAUUUCUGGAAAAGAAUUGCAGAAAGGGAAGGUUUUCCCCUUCCAAACUCAAAGGAAAACGUGUUAUUGAACUUGGAGCAGGUUGUGGAGUAGCUGGAUUUGGGAUGGCUCUGUUGGGAUGUGAUGUUGUUGCAACGGACCAAAAGGAGGUUUUGCCAUUGCUAAUGAGAAAUGUAGAGCGUAAUACUUCAAGAAUCAUGCAGAUGGAUACUAAUUCAGUUUCAUUUCGUUCAAUCAAGGUUGAAGAAUUAGACUGGGGAAAUGAGGAUCAUAUAAGGGCUGUUGAUCCACCAUUUGACUACAUUAUUGGCACUGACGUUGUUUAUACAGAACAUCUCUUGGAACCUCUGUUGCAGACAAUUUUUGCAUUGUCAGGACCCAAAACCACGAUUAUGAUGGGGUAUGAGAUCCGUUCCACCAGUGUCCAUGAGCAGAUGCUUGAUAUGUGGAAAAAGAACUUCGAAGUGAAAGUCAUUCCAAAAGCUAAGAUGGACAGUAAGUACCAGCAUCCCAGCAUUCAGCUUUAUAUCAUGAGCUUGAAGCCUCUAGCUGGGAGCAUAGAAAACAUGACUCAGAGGAUUGAUCUACAAAUUGAUGAAGUUGAAACAGGAGUUGGUUUAUCAAAAGAGGAUGACAGUGGUGGGAGUAGUGCUGCUGUGAAUAAGACGAACGAUUGUGAAUGUGAAAGAGCACAAGCUGAUGGUAAACCGGAGAUAAAGUUCCCAAGAGGGAAGCUUACUGACUGGGAAGCAAGAAGGCUUGGCUCAAUGGCCGCGCGGCUUCUUCAAGAUGUAAAGAUAACAUAAGUUUUCAGCCCCAGUCUGUGUUCUUUUAAAAAAAAAAUUCAAAGCAAGCUGCAUAUAGGAUAUAUCUGGUUUGAAGUAGUUCCUGGAAAUGAAUCCCUUGGAAACAAGGUCUGAUUAAUGGACCUCCAAGUGGAUGGUGUCAGCCUGCUGAAAGUUUGCAGUCACACGAUGCAGCUUGACCAAGAUGUGAUGGUACUCUGGCAGGAGUUCAUCUAGAGAACUUGGUUUUCAAUUUCUGCAGCAGAUUUGAAGAACUUGAGGAAGUCCGAGUAGUAAACAUAUAAUAAUGCCAAAGACAUCUAAUUCUUGUAGGUCAUCAUUGUUAUUAAAUGAGAAACCUGUCAUCCAAACCUCGAAAACGAAGGAGGUUAAAGACCUCUUAGAAUGAUGUGUUUCUCUGAGUUGCUUUGUACUUUGUUGUAGGGCAGAUGAAGGAUGCUAUAGUCAUUGUAACGAGCAUGUUUUGUGUCUGUCCUUCCUCUGUAGCUAUUAUAUGUUCCCAGUUCUAUUAAUUAACGAGCAAGUUACUUAUUCCGA
This is a messenger RNA of Ricinus communis (castor bean), 1820 nucleotides long. Its product is annotated as protein N-lysine methyltransferase METTL21A. The record is from RefSeq and is a predicted model, not a curated record. NCBI's taxonomy places the organism in Eukaryota, Viridiplantae, Streptophyta, Magnoliopsida, Malpighiales, Euphorbiaceae. The coding region runs from base 339 to 1283 and encodes 314 amino acids. The transcript has 10 exons.